Saccostrea echinata is the source of this 2343-nucleotide messenger RNA. Its product is annotated as U4/U6 small nuclear ribonucleoprotein Prp31-like. The transcript is spliced from 12 exons. The record is from RefSeq and is a predicted model, not a curated record. NCBI's taxonomy places the organism in Eukaryota, Metazoa, Mollusca, Bivalvia, Ostreida, Ostreidae. Gene Ontology annotation, biological process: mRNA splicing, via spliceosome; spliceosomal tri-snRNP complex assembly. Bases 43 to 1521 code for a protein of 492 amino acids. Gene Ontology annotation, cellular component: U4 snRNP; U4/U6 x U5 tri-snRNP complex; precatalytic spliceosome.
AGUGAAUUUGGAACUUGCCGUGACGAACUAUAGAGAUUCACCAUGUCGCUGGCUGAUGAAUUGUUGGCAGACUUUGAGGAUGAUGAUGUUGAACACAAUGCAGGAGAUGAGGAGAUGGACAUCAUUGCCGAGGUUGAUGAAGUUGUUCCUGAGGUAGAUUACAAGAGUAAAGAAUCUGUAAAACACAUUGCCAAACUCCGCGAUGGACCUGACCUGGCACGCAUCAUGACAGAAAUAAAGAAAUAUGCAGGUCAACCAUGCAGGGAGAAAGUUGCUGGUCCUGUAGAAGCAGACCCUGAGUAUCAGCUGAUUGUGGAGGCGAACAACAUCACAGUGGAAAUUGACAAUGAGAUCAACGUGAUUCACAAGUUUACAAGAGACCAUUACUCCAAGAGAUUUCCUGAGCUCGAGUCCCUAGUCCCCACACCCCUAGAAUACAUUAGAACUGUACAGGAACUUGGAAACAAUAUUCUUGAGAACUCCAAAAGUAAUGAAGUGUUGCAAGAGAUUUUGACUCCAGCCACAAUAAUGGUGGUCAGUGUAACAGCAUCUACUACACAGGGCUCAGAGUUGUCUCCUGAAGAAUUGGCUGUCGUUAAUGAAGCCUGCAAAAUGGCAGUGGACCUCACGGAGUGUAAAGCUAAGAUCUUUGAAUAUGUGGAAUCUCGUAUGUCCUUCAUAGCUCCUAAUCUGUCAAUCAUUGUAGGAGCCUCCAUAGCAGCAAAACUUAUGGGAAUUGCUGGUGGCUUGACCAAUUUAUCCAAAAUGCCAGCAUGUAAUAUACAGAUUCUUGGAGCUCAGAAACGAACCUUAUCUGGUUUCUCCACGGCUGCCGUUCUCCCUCAUACUGGGCAUGUUUAUUACAGUGAUAUCGUACAGAAAACUCCCCCGGACUUGAGAAAGAAGGCAGCUCGCCUGGUGGCUGCUAAGUGUACUCUGGCUGCCCGUGUGGACAGUUUCCAUGAGAGUGUGGACGGAGCUAUUGGGGACAGCCUGAGGGCAGAGAUAGAACAGAAACUGGACAAAUUACAAGAACCACCCCCUGUCAAAACUGUGAAGCCCCUCCCAGCCCCCAUAGAACAGUCCCGCAAAAGACGCGGAGGUCGAAGAGCCAGAAAAAUGAAGGAGAGGUUAGGAUUGACAGAGGUCAGAAAGGCAGCCAACAGAAUGAACUUUGGAGAGAUUGAAGAGGAUGCCUAUCAGGACGACCUGGGAUUCUCUUUGGGAGCUCUGGGAAAAUCCCAGUCUGGCAAGAUCCGUGGUCCAGUGGUAGACUCUAAAACCAAGGCUCGAAUCUCUAAAACUCUACAAGCUAAAGUUCAGAAACAGAACAAUGUAUGGGGAGGCAGUACUACUGUAAAGCGACAGAUUGCAGGAACAGCUUCAAGUGUGGCCUUCACCCCAUUACAGGGUCUGGAGAUUGUAAAUCCACAGGCGGCAGAGAGAAAAGUGCAGGCAGCCAACGCUAAAUACUUCUCCAGUACUGCCGGCUUCCACAAACUCAAAAAGGAAGAAACAUGAAACAAAUAAAUGAACCUAAGACAUUUAUAUACUUUACACACUUAACAAUUGGACACAUGUAUGUAUGAGUGACACUUAUUGUAGUGUGCAUAUCAUGCUUGGGAUUUAUUUUACAAGAAUUAUCUCUAAUUACAUGGGAUAGAGACUGAUAAUUGUGACAUUAUACUGACAGAGACAGUCUUGGACUACUGUGUUUGUUAUUCACUCCUUACUUACAGUGUAAUAGUGAAAUAUAAAUCAUUGCUCCCCAGAAAUACAUAUUUUUCAUGUUUUGUGUUUGGAAUCAUUAAUUGUAAUUACAUUAAAUGUAAAACUUAAAAAUAAAUGUCUGUUAUGAGGAAUGUCAAAUAUUUUUAUGUGGAAUGAUUGAAUUGUUCUCUCUCCUGCAUUAUACAUGAACUCGAUCCUUUUAGUAAUUCUUGAGAUAGAAUAUUCAUAAACUUAGUUUAAAAUCAUCAGAUUUGGGUACAAGUGAAUGGCAAGGUUACUUUAUACAUGUAGAGUGAAAACUAACCCAACACCUGUGCUGUCCAUUUCACUGUGAAUUCCUUUUUUUAUUCCCAUUUUACUAUUUUUCAUGUUCUUCAUCUUUUCUCUCAGCGCAUAGCAUAUUUGACAGGUUUCACUGCAUUAGGUAUACUAGUCAUUGAAAUGUAGCAAUGAGGAGGUGAAUUAGUCUUCAAAAUAACAACAAGGAAUCUUUCAAGGUGUUGAAACUAAUGAUAAAGAAAACUUUUUUAAAGAAAAUUUGAUUGAAGGAUUUGGCAAAUAUGCAGGAUGAUUUGGUUGACUCAUUUCUAAUAAACGGUGACAAAGUUGCUA